AAGUCAAGCUCCUGACUUCGGGAGCAGAGGUGGGAGCCGCGAAACCUCGCAGGGAACACAGGGGGUGCUUUCCUCCACACCGCAUGGGUGGCACCCACUGAUCCGCAGCGCCGCCUCCCUCCCGGGACCUGGCAGGGGGAGGGAAGAGCUGGAGGAGGGACUGAGACCUCGCCCUUGUGUCCAAGUGACCCAGACAGCACCCGAGCAGGUCCAGGGUCCCACACGCGGGAAGUCCUCCCGCGGGUCCCAAAGAUUAUCUGCAUGGUAGAGAUAGAGGAACUGCAGCCCAGAGCAACUGAGUGACUGUCCCAAGACACAUACCGAGUGCUCCUGGUGGCAUGCUCAAGCCCGAAGCCAAAAGAGGAAUCAGUUACAAGUGGCCAGCACUGUGGAGCCCAGGGCUUGCUAGGUAAUUGGGAUCCUCUGGCCCCACACUAGCCCAGCACCAUGGAGAGAAAUAGUUCCUUCUUCAACUCUAUCUGGGAAACCAUCCGGACCAGACACGAAAGGGGCAUCUUCAACACCGUCUGCCUAGCUGUCCUCCUGGGGCUGCCCCUGGUUGUGGUUCUUACACUCCUCUUCAUCUGCUGCCAUUGCUGCUGCAGCCGGCCACCCAAGAGCGGCCAACAGCCAGACCCAAACAAGAAGAAGAAGAAAAAGAAGAAGAAGAAAAAGAAGGAUGAAGACCUCUGGAUCUCUGCUCAGCCCAAACUUCUCCAGAUGGAGAAGAGGCCAUCAUUGCCUAUCUAGUGAGCAAGGAAGCAGAGUGUCCUCCCCUUCAAGCCCAGCCUCCUUCUAACCACUGAGACUCAGGAGGAGCCUUAACAGUGAUGCACUCACUCCUACAGAUUACUUCAACCAAGGAGCAAAUGUCAGACCCAGCAUCCCAAUGGAUGGGAGCAUAUGGACAAUUCUUCCACUGUCUUGGCAGCUAUGCGUCCAAUAACAGUGACCUGUGUUGUAGUCCCAAGCAUGUAUUACACUGUCUCUGGUAUACUCUAUCACAAAAGCACAGAAAGCAUGUAUACAUGCACUUUAGAUGGAGUCUGAGUAUAUACACACAGCCAUUGUAUGUAUGUAUAUUUGGACAGCAGGUACGUGGAAUAGUAUAUUCUAUUUAUCAUGUGGCCAUUUAAUAUGUACUUUGCUCAAAUAUACAUACUUGCAGAAAUGUCCUAUGGGAAGACAUGUCCAGAUUUAGGCACGUUUGAACAAUUAAUAACCAUGCAAGGCUAUGUGCUGUCUAUAUGCCAUUCAGGUUGGAGAUGGGUGCUUUCCUAUUCCUCUACCGACAUAGUAUUUUACUGGAGAUACAUUUGAACAUUCCAGGAACCUGGUACAGUCCCCCACCCCAGUGUGUAUUGAUACAGACAUAGACAGUGGUUCCUAGAUGCUUCUGACCUUUCACCUGUGCCUAAAUGUUUAAAGUAUGGUUCCAAAUCCAUUCAAAGCUCUUUGCUUGCAGCUCAUGACAAGGUUCUCAUUAGCACUGGCAGGUGUUUAAUGUGGUCCCCCAAGACCGCUCGGGGACAUCACCCCAUAACUACUCAGCAAGGUGCCCUUUCCUAAGCAGUGAUGAGCAGCUCUUGGCAGUGACUACUAGAAAGCCAUGGAAACCCAUUUAUUUUCUUCAACAGGCUGCAGUUAUGUGCCCAUGCAAUGUAUACACAGAUAGUACGGGUAAGGAGAUGCCCCAUAUGAGCUAGCUAUGUUCUGUGUGGAUGAAGGUUUCCAGAAGGGAAAGAUGGAAGGUCAUCCCAAGUCCAGUUUCAAAAGCAGCGCACACCUCGGAAGCAAUCCCCUGUACUUGUAGCAGAGCAUGGUGUGUUGGAGGUGGGAUACAGAAGCCAUAGUUUAAAUGGAAGAUUAAACUGUAAAGUCAUUCGUUGCUAUUUAUGUUGAUGCUCAGGCAAAUAUCUUGUAUACAGUAGGUACUCGUAACUGGAUGGUUAUACAAUGAUGUUAUACUUGCAAUACCUCACGGUUCCCCCCAAGUGACCUGCUCUUUUAAGAUACCCCACUAACUGCUACAAAAAUGAGAGUACAUAUUGAGAGCAGGGUUGUGUUGACAUAUGUGCCCUGUGGUACCUGAGGACAUGCCUACAAGCUCUGUUCUGAGUGGCGGAGAGCCUUUCCUCCCCCAGGCUACAGCUAAGAGAACAAACUGUUCGGUGUUUUGAUUAUACUGUAGCCACGUUAUGAAGGCAGAGAAAUCCCGAAUUUGGAAAUGGGUUGGACUCUUAACACCUCAUUUGCACAUGUACUGGGGAGCUCUUUAAAUAUUUUCCCCCAUGGAGACCAUUAUAGAAGAGUGGCAAAUAACUGUCUAAUUAACGGCAUAUUCAAAUUUCAAUAGCAAGAAAAGCCCCUGAAUGUGAUGAGGCUGGGAAUGGAAAGCUGUACUCUGCUUGCUCACGUGGGUUACCUGGUACUCAUGAUGCUACUUCAGGUCAUUAGAGGGUGGCUAGCUAGUGGUGGCUCUCACAUCCGGGUCUUCUACCAGAUAGGGUAGUCUUACUCACUCUCUCCUCCAAAACCCCAAUGUCACAGGCCUCUUUGACCAGAGCAGCACUUCCUGAUUCUCUGCCCCUCUGUCACGUGGGGACCUUGUUAUAGUUCACCUGGCUGUCUGCCACAUGUCACACAAUGGCCAGGCUUCUCCGCAUACCACAUGCCCCUCUCUGUCAAUUACUACCCAUUAGGUGCCCUUCCCACCUCUAACUCUCAGUCUCCCUAAGGCAGAAGACUUGGGUAGAGGUGGAGCCAGACAGCAAAGAUGGUCUGCAAGAACGGAUCACCAGCAUCAAGGACCACACAAUCACCAUGGUUUCCGUGACAACUGGCUGACAGUUUGAAUUAAGACAGCAGUCAGUUGUCACUGACACCAUAACAAGGCCUCUGUCUCCAGGCACAGUGUACCUACUGCUUUCUGAUCAAAUGGACUUGAACCAGUUCCUGUCACGCAGCACCCAGAAAGUCAAUUCUCAGUUGCUUCCAUAUCCUAGAAUCCAGGAGUCCCAACCCUGAUUGGAUCACCACUUCCUGACCCCUUCCCCUCACAACCUCUCUGACAGCCUUUGUAGAACACCUAGGAUGGUGAUAAGCCCCUCCCAUUGUGCUGGGGAGCAGAGGCCCAGAGCAGAGCCUGGUGUCCUGUCUCGCUGCUUCGCUCUUCCAUCCUUCUCUUACAGCUUCUCCCUAUGCACACCAGUUCAUUCCUCAUGACUCUCCACCUCUUCCCCCUUGCAGUCCAUCCCAGAGCUGCCACAAAUAGUCAAAGGGGGGGGCGGCUCAGGACCUGUGUCUGGGACCCAUCUGGGGAGGGUGAAUCAGUGGAGAACAUAAGAGGCUUCAGUGGGCUGAUGGCUCAGCAGUCAAGAGCACCUGUUGCUCUUGUCGAAGACCCAGGUGCCAGGCACACACAUGGUGCACAUGUACACCUGCAGGCAAAACAUGUGUACACAUAAAAUAAAUCUCUUAAAACUUUUUUCUGAAGAGGAUUCAUAAAGAAGAAGCCUUCUAAAACUGGCAUGGGCUUGGGGACAGGGGUCCCCUGUGCUGGUCUUCUGGUCUACACUCAGAUGUGGUCAGAGGGGUGUUUAUCUAAGUGGAUUCUUUUGAUUUCUUGGGAGGAGGAAAAAAGGAACAGGAAAAUGUAGAGAAAGAGCAGUCACUUUUUAAAAAGAAGAAUAUAUAAAUGAUCAAAGUUGUACAGUAUUUUCCAGUGUCUUUCCUGUAAAAUU
Microtus ochrogaster (prairie vole) is the source of this 3743-nucleotide messenger RNA. RefSeq names its product KIAA0040 ortholog. The record is from RefSeq and is a predicted model, not a curated record. The transcript is spliced from 3 exons. The coding region runs from base 448 to 750 and encodes 100 amino acids. Lineage: Eukaryota; Metazoa; Chordata; Mammalia; Rodentia; Cricetidae.